UGUCACUAUAAGACGGGGACAUCUGGUCACCCUGGGGACCCGCAAGCUGCUCCAGCCUGACUGAAAGAGCCCCGGGGCUGCUCCCCCUCUGCAAAGCCCCGGUGCACUUCUGGCAAGGGGUGAGGUGACACCAGCCACCUGCCCCCAUCGCAGCCUAGCCGGCGUUUACACUGCCGCUCCUGCUUGCACAGUGCCCCGGAGGAGCAAACCAUACUGGAUAGUCCAUGGGAGGCUGCUGCAUGUAGGGGGCUGGGUGGGGUUUGUAUUUCUCCGCAACAUCCUUCCCCAACUGGCCUGGAAAAUCCACCCCCAGGGCUGUGGGAAAUGACGCAUGAACUGCGUAGCCGAGUUCUUCACCUACGAGACCACCAAGUCGGUGGUGGUGAAGAGCUGGACCAUUGGCGUGAUCAACCGUGGUGUGCAGCUGCUCAUCAUCUCAUACUUCAUCGGCUGGGUGUUUCUCCAUGAAAAGGCGUACCAGGUGCGAGACACCUACAUUGAGUCCUCUGUGGUGACCAAGGUCAAGGGCUUCGGCAAAUACACCAAUAGGGUCAUGGACACAGCAGACUACGUUACACCCCCACAGGGGACGUCUGUCUUCGUGAUCAUCACUAAGCAGAUUGUCACGGAGAACCAGGUGCAAGGCUUCUGCCCUGAGAGCGAAGUGAAGUACAGCUGUGUGUCUGACAGCGACUGCCAGAGGCCUGUCCCUACCACGGGAGGCGGGAUCCUGACUGGCCGGUGUGUGAACUACAACAGAAGCCUGCGGACCUGUGAGAUCCAGGGCUGGUGCCCAGCUGAAGUGGACACCGUCCAGGCGCCCAUCAUGCUGGAGGCAGAGAAUUUCACCCUCUUCAUUAAGAACAGCAUCCGCUUCCCGCUCUUUGACUUUGAGAAGGGUAACCUGCUGCCCAACCUCACGGCCCAGGACAUCCGGACGUGCCGCUUCCACCCAGUCACCCAGCCCUUCUGCCCCAUCCUGCGCCUGGGCGACAUCAUCCGCUUUGCCGGACAGGAUUUUUCCAAGCUGGCCUCCACGGGAGGAAUUCUGGGGAUCAAGAUCGGGUGGGUGUGUGACCUGGAUCGCUCGUGGGAGCACUGUGUGCCCAGCUACACCUUCACCCGCCUCGACAGCGUCUCCGAGAAGAACAAUGUCUCUCCCGGCUACAACUUCAGGUAUGCCAAGUACUACAGGCGGGAGAACGGCACUGAGUACCGGACCCUGAUGAAGGCUUUCGGCAUCCGUUUCGAUGUGCUGGUCUAUGGGAACGCUGGGAAAUUCAACAUCAUCCCAACCCUGAUCAACACAGUAGCAGCCUUCACCUCCGUCGGGGUGGGCACUGUGCUGUGUGACAUCAUCCUCCUCAACUUCCUGAAGGGCGCAGAGCAGUACAAGGCAAAGAAGUUCGAAGAGGUGACGGAUGUGACCCUGCGCCACAGCCCCGUGUACAGGAGCAGCCAGAUGCUGGGAGGCCGGAACAUCGAGAAACAGUCCACUGACUCGGGGGCCUACUCCAUCGGCCUCUAGCGCCCCUGGCCCUGGCAACUGGACAGUUUCCUACCCGCCCCCUGCUGGCCACAGGCACCUCGCCCCUGCUCACUGGCAAGGGCAUCUUUUGUACACCCCCCCUCCUAUGAUCCUCUGCUUCUUCCUCAUCACCGGCCGGAGUCUUCCUCAUGGGCCCCCUCGCCAAGGGAGCGGAAAUCUCUCCUCCGGCAUGUUCUCAUGAAAGCGGUGCCAUCUCCCUCAGGAAGCAUGUACCAUUCCCUCCCCAUCGAACCUGGGCAGUGCCAGGGAGCAGGCAUGGCAGGCAGGGGCCAACAUGGCUGCUGCUGGUAUCGGCACCACUCGGUUACCAGCAUGCCUGGCACUGUACCAGAAAUGGGCAGCACUCCUCACCCUGGGGAGUGUGUGGACCUCAGCAGGGGGCACUCUCUGGGUUUGGCUGGGUGCUGAGAGCUCGGGAGGGUGCCCUUGGGACUGAGGGGUCGAUGGGAUUGGUUCCCUUGUCCCAGCUGGGGGCGCUUUCUCUGGGUUUGGCUGGGUGCUGAGAGCUCGGGGGGCACCCUUGGGACUGAGGGAUGGAUAGGAUUAGUUCCCAUGUCCCAGCAGGGGCCGCUUUCUCCAGCUCAGGUGCUCUCUCCAGCACUGAGAGAGGCACCCCAAUGGUGGGAGUGUGGGGUCUCCUUUUGCCAGCAGAGGGUGUGUGAAAGUAGAAUGAAUUAUAUUGUGAAAAUAGAAAAGAUUAAAGAAAUGCUGUCUGUA
Messenger RNA from Chelonoidis abingdonii (Abingdon island giant tortoise), 2266 nucleotides. NCBI's taxonomy places the organism in Eukaryota, Metazoa, Chordata, Testudines, Testudinidae. The record is from RefSeq and is a predicted model, not a curated record.